GAAUUCACGCAGUGACAGGCGGUAGUGACAAGUGCCUCGGCGAUGUGCAGUUAAAAAAAGAUUUUCUAUUUUUUACUUCGAUAUUUUCCGUCAAUCGCGACAAUUAUUCAGUCCGCUUCAUGAAUUAAAAAUGUCCAUGAAGAAAGAAUCCCCGUGGGACGUGGAGCUGCAUCUGUCAGCGGCACGUGGUGAUGCGAAACGUCUUCGCGUUCUCCUCGAGUCGGGACGGGUUCAUAUUGACUGUAAAGAUAAGGACGGCACGACCCCGCUCAUAUUGGCGGCCGCUGGGGGCCAUAUUGAAGCUGUGACCGAGCUAUUACAGCAAGGGGCGGAUCCUAAUGCCAAAAGGCUGACAUCAACGACAGCUCUGUUUUUCGCUGCCCAAGGGGGCUUUGUUGACAUUGUUAAUUUGUUAAUUGAACACGGAGCAACUGUCGACUCCUGCAGCAUAGACGGGGGCACCCCUCUCUUCGUGGCAUGUCAGUGCGGUCAUCUGGAUGUUGUCGAGAGUAUGAUCGAGAGGGGGGCCAACGUUAACGCACACAUGAAGGACGGAGCGACGGCGCUAUUUAUAGCUUCUCAGAACGGUCACGUGCGGAUUCUGGAGGUUUUGCUGGAGCACGGGGCAAAGACCGAUGCGGCGAGAACUGACGGGGCAACACCACUGUGGAUUGCAGCGCAAAUGGGACACGAUCACGCUGUCAGGAGGCUCCUCAAGGCUGGGGCCAAGGUCGAUGCCACGAGACACGACGGAGCGACUCCGCUGUUCAAGGCGUCCCAUAAGGGCCACACGUCGGUUAUUGGGGAGCUGCUGAAGUACCGGCCGUCUCUGGGACUUCUCCCGAACGGUGAAAGUGCACUGCAUGCAGCAGCCUUGACGGGACACAUGACCGUGGCGCGUCAAUUGGUGGGGGCUGGCGCCGAUCCACUUUUAGUCAAUCAGGAGGGACUUACGCCUCUUCAGCUAGCGCUCAGGCAUUCGCAGGGGCAGGUUGCCAAUUACCUCAAAGACAGGGUCAGGUCAAGAACUGCAUCUCAUUGAUAAAUAAUGCCUAAAUGCAAUAUUAAAAAUUAUAAUUGUUUUGUAAUUCGCAAAUUUCAAAAUUUUCGGUUUCAAAAAUACGAGGGGAAAAAUUAAUGAACAAAUUUGUUGGAAAGAUCGGAAAGUUUAUGCAGGAGAUAUUUUCGAAGAUUUUCAGCAAAACGUUCUUUGGGAUAAUUCCGUUGUUUGCGAUAGAUUAAAUUAAAUUAUCUGUUAAAUUAUCUGAUCUGUCGAAUAGCGUCAAGAGAUUUUGGCAAAAAACCGCGGGAAAAAAGUUAUAUAAUCGAAAUUUCAGAUUAAAUUCAAAUAAAAAAAAAUAAAACGUGCAAAUGAUAUGCGAUGCUUGAUGAUCGUGAUUUGCAGGUUUUUUAUUCUCUGAGGAGGUCGAGGAGACAAUGAAAACUGUAAAUACACGAGGACACUAAUGACAAAAAAGUUAUUUAUUAUGAAAAUGUUCCUCCCGAGAGAAUGUAAAAACCGUCCUCUAGUUUUAGUGCAACUUCAUCGUUUUUAAUACUUUAUUGAGACUGUAAAUGCCUUAGAAGUCGUAUUGAAGUGUUCAUAAUGUAUGAAGAACGUUGAUUAAUGUAAAAACAUCCUUGAAACUCCAUUUUUUAAUAAAUUUUAAGAGAGAGAGGGGGUGAAGUUGAUUUGUUACUAAAUGAUUUCAAAGCAAAAAUUGGAAGAACAAUAUUCCCCAAGAUGACUGAUUAAAUGUUACUUUAUGAUGAUAAAGGACAUCGGGAAUUUAUUUUUUCUGGAACAUUUGAUUGUCUGCAUGAGAGAGGGAGAAUGACUUGACGAUUUUUAAGACGAUUAAAUUUUCGAUUAAAAAUAUAUUGCUUGAAACUUUGUAAAUCAGUUGCCAGGAGAACUGGUGGAGAUGAACAAGUGAAUCUCGUUUCUCAUUAGUAAAUUCAACUGAAUAAUAAGGAACUAUUUUUCCAGUCUUCCUACUAACUUAUUGUGGAUAAAUACAUAAUGUUUGUUAAUCGUUAUAAAGUUAUUAAAAGAAAUAAAAGAAUUCUAUGAAUAAA
Molecule: messenger RNA, 2079 nt
Organism: Diachasmimorpha longicaudata
Lineage: Eukaryota; Metazoa; Arthropoda; Insecta; Hymenoptera; Braconidae
Product: ankyrin repeat domain-containing protein 29
Exons: 8
Coding region: 131-1042 (303 amino acids)
Molecular function (GO): protein binding
Source: RefSeq, a predicted model, not a curated record